Lemur catta (Ring-tailed lemur) is the source of this 1061-nucleotide messenger RNA. It is a transcript of the gene OTUB1, whose product is annotated as OTU deubiquitinase, ubiquitin aldehyde binding 1. The record is from RefSeq and is a predicted model, not a curated record. NCBI's taxonomy places the organism in Eukaryota, Metazoa, Chordata, Mammalia, Primates, Lemuridae. The coding region runs from base 92 to 907 and encodes 271 amino acids. Gene Ontology annotation, cellular component: nucleus. Gene Ontology annotation, molecular function: ubiquitin binding; cysteine-type deubiquitinase activity. The transcript is spliced from 7 exons. Gene Ontology annotation, biological process: protein K48-linked deubiquitination; negative regulation of double-strand break repair.
UUGCCGAGGGGGGGCCACGAGGAGUGGCUCACUUCCGGGAGGAGGGCAACUGGUAACCCGGAAGCGGUUGGCAGUGCGGCGCUGUUUAAAGAUGGCGGCUGAGGAACCCCAGCAGCAGAAGCAGGAGCCGCUAGGCAGCGACUCCGAAGGUGUCAACUGUCUGGCUUAUGAUGAAGCCAUCAUGGCUCAGCAAGACCGAAUUCAGCAAGAGAUUGCUGUGCAAAACCCGCUGGUGUCAGAGCGGCUGGAGCUCUCUGUCCUGUACAAGGAGUAUGCUGAGGAUGAUAACAUCUACCAACAGAAGAUCAAGGACCUCCACAAAAAGUACUCGUACAUCCGCAAGACCAGGCCCGACGGCAACUGCUUCUAUCGAGCUUUUGGGUUCUCCCACUUGGAGGCGCUGCUGGAUGACAGCAAGGAGUUACAGCGGUUCAAGGCUGUGUCUGCCAAGAGCAAAGAGGAUCUGGUGUCCCAGGGCUUCACUGAGUUCACAAUUGAGGAUUUCCAUAACACGUUCAUGGACCUGAUCGAGCAGGUGGAGAAGCAGACCUCAGUAGCCGACCUGCUGGCCUCCUUCAACGACCAGAGCACCUCAGACUACCUUGUGGUCUACCUGCGGCUGCUCACCUCAGGCUACCUGCAGCGGGAGAGCAAGUUCUUUGAGCACUUCAUCGAGGGUGGACGGACUGUCAAGGAGUUCUGCCAGCAGGAGGUGGAGCCCAUGUGCAAGGAGAGCGACCACAUCCACAUCAUCGCGCUGGCCCAGGCCCUCAGCGUGUCCAUCCAGGUGGAGUACAUGGACCGUGGUGAGGGCGGCACCACCAACCCGCACGUCUUCCCCGAGGGCUCGGAGCCCAAGGUCUACCUUCUCUACCGGCCUGGACACUACGACAUCCUCUACAAGUAGGGCCGGCCCGGCCUGCCGCUGCCCUGCCUGCCCUCCCCUCUGCCAGGCGCUAGACAUGUACAGAGGUUUUUUGUGGUUGUAAAUGGUUAUAUUUCACCCCCUUCCUCCUGUCACACGACCUCCCGUGUUUUAUUAAAGGGGAUGCUGGUGGUGA